AUGUCUGGCAAUGAAAGUGAGGUGGAUGACUUCUUAUCUGAGGAAGAAGACAAGAAUGUUCUAAUAACUUCAAAGAAAGCUUCGCUAAGGGAAGCUGUCGGGAGCGACGCUAGUGAUGAGGCGUUAAGCGCUGAGGAAAGCGAGAAAGAAUUCGACGCUUCCGGGCACGACGAAAAUGACUUGAAUGAUGAGUCCAUCUCGCGCUGCGCAUCGGAAUCAAAACAAAUUGAAUCAAAGCCAGAUGAAAGGGACAAAGGACAAAAGAUGGAAGUUUCCAAUGCCCAAAGAGUGGAGAGAAUAAAAAAACUUAGAGCCACAAAUAAUACUAAACAUAAAACUGGUGUCGUCUAUCUAUCAAAAAUACCCCCUUACAUGAAACCAGCUAAAAUGAGGCAAGUACUUUCGCGAUUUGGGGAAGUGGACAGGUUAUUUUUGAAGAGAGAAGAAGAGCAUAAAUAUAAAGCUCGAGUAAAAGGUGGUGGAAAUAAAAAACAGAUGUUUGAAGAGGGCUGGGCGGAGUUCAUUAGAAAAAAAGAUGCAAAGCUGUGUGCUACAACCUUGAACGGAAAUAUUGUUGGAGGUAAAAAGGGUAAUUUUUACCAUGAUGAUGUUAUGAACGUGAAAUAUCUACCUGGUUUCAAGUGGGCGGAUCUUACUGCCCAGAUUGCUCGCGAAAAUGAUGUGAGACAAGCUAAACUGCAACUUGAGAUUUCUCAAGCGAAUAAGCUUAACGCAGAGUAUAUUAGAAACGUGGAAAGGAGCAAAAUGGUUAAUAAAGUGCAAUCCUCGAAAAAGCAGUCGAGGGCCUCAAAUGGAAAUGCAGAGACUCGCAACUUUAAACAGCGCAAAGUCACAAGCAAUAGAGCCAACGAUGACGAAAGAAUGAAGGAGCAGGCAUCGAGAAAUCUCGACUCAGUGAUAGAUAAUCUGUUGUAA
This is a messenger RNA of Lachancea mirantina, 936 nucleotides long. The record is from the annotation of a GenBank genome assembly. NCBI's taxonomy places the organism in Eukaryota, Fungi, Ascomycota, Saccharomycetes, Saccharomycetales, Saccharomycetaceae.